UCUUCCUCAUUUGCAUACAACGAGAAUGGCGAGCGGGCACCCCACUGACAAAUACAGUUUCAUGUACCAACCAGACACGCACAAGAGUAAGAACAGAUUAUCCGGUAUGAAUCCCGUCUACAGCCCUGUUCAGCCUGGAGCUCCCUACGGUAACCCCAAGAACAUGGCCUACACAGGCUACCCAGGAGGUUACCCUACUGCUGCUCCCAACUACACACCUAACCUCUACCAAACGGCUAGUCCAGGGUACCCACCAGGAUACACAACAGCGGGUACUCCAUAUAAAGUGCCCCCCACCCAGAUGAACGGAGCCCCCCCACCCUACUCCCCCUCCCCCAACCCCUACCAAACAGCCUUGUACCCCAUCAGAAGUGCCUACCCCCAGCAGAGCAUGCAGAGCAUAUAUGCACAGGCGUAUUACACCCAGCCUGUUUAUGCUGCUCAGCCUCAGCCUCAUGUAAUCCACCACACCACAGUGGUUCAGCCAAACAGCCUGCCCUCAGCCCUCUACCCCGCCCCGGUCCAAGCCCCUAGAAACAACGGAAUGGCUGCCAUGGGGAUGGUUGCCGGGACCACCAUGGCUAUGAGUGCAGGAACCCUGCUGACCACACCGCAGCACGCUCAGCUGGGAACGCACCAACACGUCACCAUGCCGCAGUUCCGGCCCCAGGGUGCACCUGGAUACAGUUAUGUCCCGCCCCACUGGUAGACCCCCACCCCACGAGAA
Molecule: messenger RNA, 727 nt
Organism: Oncorhynchus gorbuscha (pink salmon)
Lineage: Eukaryota; Metazoa; Chordata; Actinopteri; Salmoniformes; Salmonidae
Product: protein FAM168A-like
Exons: 6
Coding region: 26-709 (227 amino acids)
Biological process (GO): positive regulation of base-excision repair
Source: RefSeq, a predicted model, not a curated record